This is a messenger RNA of Hypoxylon fragiforme, 1572 nucleotides long. Its product is annotated as sugar transporter. Gene Ontology annotation, cellular component: membrane. The transcript has 5 exons. Lineage: Eukaryota; Fungi; Ascomycota; Sordariomycetes; Xylariales; Hypoxylaceae. The coding region runs from base 1 to 1572 and encodes 523 amino acids. Gene Ontology annotation, biological process: transmembrane transport; carbohydrate transport. The record is from RefSeq and is a predicted model, not a curated record. Gene Ontology annotation, molecular function: carbohydrate:proton symporter activity.
AUGGCACACGAUGGGACGCUCGCCUCCGAGGCUAAACACGCCGCCGAUGCUGAGCAGGAGAUGACACUACUUAGGGCUGUUAAGCUAUAUCCCAAGGCUAUCUUUUGGUCAGCGCUACUCUCGUCGACGCUCAUCAUGGAAGGCUACGAUCUAUCACUGCUAGGCAACCUCUACGCAUCCAAGGAGUUCAACAAAAAAUUCGGCACUUACAGCGAAUCGGCUGGCAAGCAUGUUGUCUCUGCUGCUUGGCAGUCGGGGUUAUCCAACGGUGCACGCGCCGGUGAGAUUCUCGGGCUCCUCCUCGCUGGUUGGGUCUCGGAUCGGUACGGAUACAGGAUCACCACCAUAGGGUCAUUGAUCCUGAUGAUCAUGUUCAUUUUUGUCUUGUUCUUUGCGCCGAAUAUUCAGGUUUUGGUUGUGGGCGAAGUGCUAUGUGGUAUUCCUUGGGGGGCUUUCCAGUCCGUUUCGCCUGCAUACGCAUCCGAAGUAGCUCCUGUUGUGCUCAGGCCGUAUCUGACCACCUUCAUCAACAUGUGUUGGGUUAUCGGUCAAUUCUUUUCAGCUGCCGUGAACAAAGGUUCUAAUACUCGGCCUGACGAAUGGGCCUAUAGAAUUCCCUUUGCAGUUCAAUGGGUUUGGCCCAUACCCAUCCUAGUUGGGCUUGUUUUCGCACCCGAAUCCCCAUGGUGGUACAUCCGACACGGCAACAGAGAAGCGGCCAAAAGCUCUCUUUUGAGACUGACAUCGCGAAACGAUCCAAAUUUCAACGUCGACGAGACAAUUGCUAUGAUCGAGCACACUAAUGAGCUUGAGAAGAAGAUAAAGGAAGGAGUUACGUAUUUGGACUGCUUCAAGGGUGUUGACUUGAGGCGAACCGAGAUUGUAGUGGGUGUCUGGCUUGUACAGACUCUCGGUGGUCAAAACCUCAUGGGCUACUUUGCUUACUUCUUAACUCAGGCUGGAAUGGACCCGUCCAACUCCUUCUCCCUCUCCAUGGCGCAAAACGCACUCGGCAUAGUUGGUACCGCGGGCUCCUGGUUCCUAAUGUCUCGUGUUGGCCGGCGGACCAUCCACUUCAGCGGUUUCUGUUGCCAGCUCCUCAUUCUCAUCACGGUCGGAUCUCUAUCCUUUUCACAAGCCAACAAUUCCAUAUGGGCUAUCGGGGCGAUGCUGAUCAUUUUCACGUUCGUUUACGACUUUACUGUUGGGCCUGUAACUUACUCCCUGGUCUCGGAGUUGUCCUCAACACGACUAAAGGCGAAAACCAUCGUGCUCGCACGCGCAGCUUACAAUGCAAGCAAUAUUUUUGUGAACGUUAUGACUAACUACCAACUCUCCUCUACAGCAUGGAACUGGGGCGCGAGGACCGCCUAUUUCUGGGCUGGAUCCUGCCUGCUAUCUACUACCUGGGUGUUCUUCCGACUACCUGAGCCUAAGGGUAGAACAUAUGCCGAGUUGGAUAUGCUUUUCGAGCACCGUGUUUCCGCACGCAAGUUUGCUCAAACUAAGAUGGACCCAUUCUCACAGCAGUUGGAUGAUAACACGGCGAGUACCUCGACUGAGAAACCCUAA